Messenger RNA from Saccharomyces cerevisiae S288C, 405 nucleotides. RefSeq lists its product as uncharacterized. The transcript has a single exon. Lineage: Eukaryota; Fungi; Ascomycota; Saccharomycetes; Saccharomycetales; Saccharomycetaceae. The coding region runs from base 1 to 405 and encodes 134 amino acids. The record is from RefSeq and is marked reviewed.
AUGAUAGAAUUGGAUUAUGUAAAAGGUGAAGAUACCAUUGUAGAAGCAACCAGCACGUCGCCGUGGCUGAUGAGGUCUCCUCUUGCCCGGGCCGCAGAAAAGAGGGGCAGUGGCCUGUUUUUCGACAUAAAUGAGGGGCAUGGCCAGCACCGAGACGUCAUUGUUGCAUAUGGCGUAUCCAAGCCGAAACGGCGCUCGCCUCAUCCCCACGGGAAUAAGGCAGCCGACAAAAGAAAAACGACCGAAAAGGAACCAGAAAGAAAAAAGAGGGUGGGCGCGCCGCGGACGUGUAAAAAGAUAUGCAUCCAGCUUCUAUAUCGCUUUAACUUUACCGUUUUGGGCAUCGGGAACGUAUGUAACAUUGAUCUCCUCUUGGGAACGGUGAGUGCAACGAAUGCGAUAUAG